UGGACAAAAGUUUUUCCAUGUGUCACUGUUUAAGUUGGACUAAUUAGAACUUGGUGUAGGGGUUGGUAUUAGAGUUCUAUUUAGUUGAAGAAAUUAAAUUUAGAGUCUACCCCACUAGCCGACUAAGUCAAUGGUCUUUUUCUUUUUCCAUUCAUUAAUGCAUUACUACCAUACUAGCUCAACCAAUUUCCACCACCAUUUUACUUUUGAAAAUAACAAUUAUUAAUAGACUGUCUUAAAAUAAAAAUAAUAACAAUAGUAGUAGUAGAUCACUUGGCCCCAAUAACAAUGCCAGUUUUUCCCUAACAAAGAAAUUCUUUUAGUAUAUAUAUAGGCAGCCAACUAACUCAGUAAUAUAUUUAUCCUCUCACUAUGUACUUUUGUGUAUUUUUAAAUAUGAAAGUUGCAGGGUUAUUUUUCUUACUAGCUGCUACUCAUUUAUUGAGUAGUGAAAAUUCCCAAGCAAAGUGCAUAGAAAGGGAGAGAAAUGCUCUUCUCAAUUUCAAAGAAGGCCUUGUUGAUGAUGGAAACCUCUUAUGGUCUUGGAAAAACAAAAGCAAAGAUUGUUGUGCAUGGAGAGGAAUCAGGUGCAAUAACUUAACUAAUCAUAUUAUCAAACUUGAUCUUCAUUUCGAUUAUAAUUACUUUCAUCAUCUUGGUUUAAUGGGGUAUCCUAUAAGUGGUCAAAUUGGAUCCUCUUUGGUUGAUCUUCAACAUUUAGAGCACUUGGAUCUUAGUAACAAUGACUUUGUUACAAUCCCCAAGUUCAUAGGUGCCAUUACAAGACUCAAAUAUCUCAAUCUUUCAGGAAAUCCUACUGUUGGAAAUAUUCCUUCACAACUUGGGAAUCUUACCAAAUUGAGUUUUCUUGAUCUUAAUAGUCUUACAAUGGGUUUGAUUGUUGACAAUUUUCAUUGGCUUUCUAAUCUUCCUAAUCUAAGGCUUCUUAGACUAGGUGGCACAAAAUUCUCCAAAGCCAUGGAUUGGUUUCAAUCCUUUAAAGCAGCUCCUUCCUUAUCUAUAUUGGAGUUUAACUUUUGUUACUUUCCUAUAUUAGAUAUUGCUCAUUCUCUUUCUCAUAUUAAUUCUUCCAAUUCUCUUACAAAAAUUCUAGUUGAGGCUUGUUAUUCAGUGCAGCCUAAAACUUUCUCUAAGUUGCUUAAUUUGAGCAAUAAUCUUGUUGAUUUCACCCUAAAGCAAUCUCAAUCACCUCUACAUUUUCUCCCAAAUUCAUUUGAAAAUCUAAAAUUUCUUACACAUAUUGAUGUGUCAGAGAAUAGACUUUAUGGUUUUGAAGGUGAAAUACUAAAAUAUUUAGGCAAUCUUUGCAACAUCCAACAAAUAAUUUUGAGGGAAAAUGGAUUGAAUGGGACACAGCUGAUUGAUUUCUUACAAAGCCACAAAAAUUGUGGUAAUAAGGAUUCUCUAGAGGUUUUGGAUCUAAGUUCUAACCAACUAGAAGGAUCAUUGCCUCAUAAUCUCAUCAAACUAUCAUCCUUGAGAGAAUUAGAUUUGUCUUACAACAAAUUAAGUGGGAAUUUACCAAAAAGUGUUGGGGAGCUUUCUAGUCUUGAAAUCUUGGAUAUUUCCAUGAAUUCAUUUGUUGGAGAUAUAUCUAAUAAACACUUGGGAAAACUUUCCAAAUUGCAAAAACUUGACUUAUCUUCUACCUCUCUUUCAUUGAAUUUCUCAUCAAAUUGGGCUCCAUCUUUUCAAUUACAAUAUAUUAACUUAGGAUCUUGCAAGUUAGGUCCUCAAUUUCCUUCUUGGCUCCAAACUCAGAUGAAUAUUUCUUUUCUUAAUUUAUCUAGUUCUGGAAUUUCUAAUGUCAUCCCUAGUUGGUUUCCUAAAAUAUCUUCUGGAUUAGAGUACUUAGAUCUAUCUUUCAACCUCAUUAAUGGAACAUUGCCAAAUGUUUCAUUGAGAUCCAAGCAUUCUUCAUUCAUUGACUUGAGCUCCAACAAUAUUCAUGGUUCUAUCCCAAAUUCUCUUUUAAAUGCAAAAUACUUGGAUCUUUCCAAUAACUUCCUCACAGAAUUUGGGCCUUUCUUUUGCACUACUACUAGACUUGAUAUGGCAAAAUUAAUCAUUCUUGACAUUUCUAACAAUUUGUUAUUUGGAAAUAUUCCUGAUUGUUGGCUUAGUCUAAAUAAUUUGGAAGUUCUCAAAUUAGACAACAACAAAUUGUUUGGUCCAAUCCCUACUUCAAUGGUAUCAAUGUAUAAGAUUAAAACAUUGAGCUUAAGGAAUAAUAAUCUUUGGGGAGAUCUUCCAUCCUUGAAAAGUUGUACUCAACUACAAUAUCUUGAUGUUGGAGAGAACAAGUUAGAAGGAAAUAUACCAACAUGGAUUGGGGAAUCACUGACAAAUUUGAAGAUUCUUGUACUAAAAGCAAACAAAUUCCAUGGAGCAAUACCAACAAGUCUAUGUCAUUUGAAAUACAUUCAAAUUUUAGAUCUCUCCCAAAAUUAUUUAUCUGGAAAUGUUCCAUCAUGCAUUAACAAUUUUACUUUAUUGGUUGAGAUACAAUAUUUAUUGGAACCUGCAAUAAUUUUCGAUCAUUACUAUGGUCAAGAUGAGAACACAUUUGAAAUUUAUCAAGAUAAUGCUAUGAUAUGGUGGAAAGGAAGAGAAUAUAAAUAUAAAGAACUUCUUGAGUUAUUAAGAAUCAUCGAUUUUUCAAGUAAUAGAUUGGUUGGAGAUAUUCCAAAAGAAUUAACAAAUCUUGUGGAACUAAUUCAACUAAACUUGUCAAGGAAUAAUUUGAGUGGAGCUAUCCCUAAUCAAAUUGGGAACUUGAGUAAACUAGAAUCAUUAGAUUUGUCUCACAACAAUCUUUGUGGACAAAUUCCAAUGAGUUUGGCCGAAAUCUCAACUCUAGCAUACAUGGACAUCUCCUACAAUCAAUUGUUAGGAAGAAUCCCUACAAGCACUCAAUUACAAAGCUUUCCUAUUUCAUGGUAUGUUGAAAAUCUUGGACUUUGUGGUCCUCCUCUUUCGCCAAGAUGUCCGGGAGAGGUGAUCUUCAAAGAUCUUGAUCCGAAUUUGAUCGACAAAGAAGGCUACAUUGAAAGUGAUGAAGAAUGGUAUGACAUGGCAUGGUUUCACAUGGGAAUUGGAGUUGGAUUUGGGCUUGGUUUUCUUGAAAUUUGUGUGGUUUUGAUUCUCGGUUCUUAUUGGGGAUUUUCUUAUUUUCGAUGCUUCAGUGAGCUAGCUGAUAAUCUUUACAUGAUGAUUAGUAUUAGAAUUUCAAGAUUAAGAAGAUGACUACUUCCACUAAAUGGAAAAGUUGAAGGGUCAACCAUCAAUGGCAUGGAGAUACAACAUGAAGACCAAAUAAGAGAAGAUUCUUAUUGGAACUUUUUCCUUUAUAAUAAAACUAUGAAUUAAGCUGGCUUCCACCCUACUUUUAUAUAUAUUUUUUUAAUGAUUUAGUGAUAUAAUUUAAAAUGUAUUAUUUUGAUGUGUGUAUCAUUAAUAAAGUAAACUUUUUUAAAUUUGAAACAUUAUUUACUAUUUUGAAAUAGAUAGG
Messenger RNA from Cannabis sativa, 3532 nucleotides. Its product is annotated as receptor-like protein EIX2. The transcript is spliced from 2 exons. The record is from RefSeq and is a predicted model, not a curated record. Gene Ontology annotation, molecular function: protein binding. Lineage: Eukaryota; Viridiplantae; Streptophyta; Magnoliopsida; Rosales; Cannabaceae. Bases 373 to 3267 code for a protein of 964 amino acids.